UGAGGUAAGAGGCCUUCUGGAAGGAUGUUAUUCCUUGUUAAAGAUGGAAUAAUACAAACUGUACAGCUUUGCCUAGGAGAAGCAACGUGUGGUGAGGUUGGAAUAAAGCAGAGUCUCUGGGCAGAGACAAGACCAGGAAUCCUGGCUACAAGCGUGGAGCACAGCUGGGUGCCCUCCAGACACUGCUAGCCCCCUCUUUUGGGAGCUUUUCCAACUGUGAAAUUGCAAUGUUAAUACUUCGUUGCCAUCUGUUCCUUUCAGACAUGUUGAGGUGAUUAAUUUGUCUUCCUAAGCCCCUUGAAAAUGAAAGCAGUCUAUUAGUGCUAAGUAAUACUGUUAAUUGGCAGAAGAGAGGGAGGCAGCAUGUGGGUUUAUGAGAUGGAAAUAAAUCAUUCUGAUCAACUCCUGCCAUACCAGUUAAAUAACCUGGCUGCAUCAGACACUCGUGCCUUUCCCUUUUAGGACUCUGAGUGAGAAGAGGGAGUUCUGGUUUCUAAGCUGUCCUUCGUUUCCUGCUAUUCAGAACUAUAGAUCUGAAAUGAUGAAAACAUGCCUGUUGAGAUUCUUUCCAAAGCCUUGUUAUUUAAACAGGUCACAAGAUCCAGCUGGCUCUCUGCGAAUAAGGAGACUAAUGCCUGUGAGCCUCUGGGUAGAGCCCUGGGCAGCUCACAUCUGCAGCUGAGAGAUGGGGCAGUGGUGGUGCUUUCUGGUGAUCUCACAGUCAGCAGCAGCCUGCUCCCCUGCCCUCCGAAGGGGCUAGCUCUAGAGAGCCACAUGGUUUGUGAAGGGGAAAGAGAUGGCCUUUCAAUACAUUACAGCUAUGCCACUCAGACAGCAUGUGAAGGAAGCUUAGGAAAUGCAGAGGAAAGCCCAAGCGAGGAAAUGACGCUUCAAACCUCCAUCCUGUUCCAACCCCCUCCUGCUCUCUUCCUUGCAAAAAAAGGCAACUCCAACAACAAUGCUGUUCAUGUGGCUGUGGCUCAGCAAUGCAGUAAAGGAGAGAUUUCAUCCUCCCUGCAGUUAAAGGUAGCAUUAUUUCACAAAUCUGGGUCAAGAGCCUUCCAUGAAGUAAUGCGUAGGGAUGCUGCUGGCCAGAAUACAGCUCCUAGCUCCACCUGGUGCUCAGCAACUGGCACGCUGCCUGGCAGCACAGACCCACUCCUCCCCGUUUUACAGUCCCUGCUCCUCUCCUACAAUGUUAACUGUAAAGCAGAGAUGGGCUCACAGCUCCCUGUGCAGUGAACCUUGCAGAAACACCCUUUUGUUUGUGCCUUCCAGUGCAAAACUGCUGACGAGCUCUCUGCUGCAUGCUAAGCAGGCAGAAUCAUUGAGGCUUGGGAUUUGUGAUCUGACCUGCACUGUACUGCCCUGAUAGCAGGAGCUGGUGUUUCGGGUCCUUCCCCUGCCACAGACACUUCACUAUCAGUAAUGACAUGCAUAAAAAGUCAGUCCCUUCUCUCUUUGCAAUAGUUACAGAUAAUUUACUUGCCCUGCUGCUAGCACUGGCUGUACUGUGAGUUUCUUCACCCCACAUUGGGACUGAACUGAAAUCCCUGCAUGCACAUUAAGUUUAAUGCUGUCUUGCGGUUGCAUUGUCUGGAAAACCCUACAAAUGC
Oxyura jamaicensis (ruddy duck) is the source of this 1616-nucleotide messenger RNA. RefSeq lists its product as uncharacterized. The record is from RefSeq and is a predicted model, not a curated record. The transcript is spliced from 2 exons. Lineage: Eukaryota; Metazoa; Chordata; Aves; Anseriformes; Anatidae. The coding region runs from base 550 to 1242 and encodes 230 amino acids.